GUUACGGUUCUGCGGAAUCUACUUCCGGUUUGCUAACAUGGAGCGGUUUAUUGUGUAAACUCACAUUUGUUUUGCUUGAAUGGCAGGUCUAACUGAGCUGGAAACAUGCUGGGCCAAUAAUUGACUUGUAGUGUGUGCUACAGGUCGGAUGUAACCGGGUCGGCAGUGUAUUAUGUUCAAAAAGAUGACAGAAUUUGGUCCAGAUUCCGGGGGGCGCGUUAAGGGAGUGACUGUAGUGAAGCCGAUUGUGUUCGGGAAUGUUGCUCGGUACUUUGGGAAGAAGAGGGAGGAGGAUGGACACACGCACCAGUGGUCUGUGUAUGUGAAGCCUUACAGGAACGAGGAUAUGUCUGCCUAUGUGAAGAAGAUCCAGUUCAAGCUACACGAGAGCUAUGGCAAUCCUUUGAGAGUGGUCACUAAGCCUCCAUAUGAGAUCACAGAGACAGGUUGGGGGGAGUUUGAGAUCACCGUCAAGAUAUUUUUCAUCGAUCCCAAUGAAAGAACUGUGACUCUGUUCCACCUGUUGAAGCUGUUCCAGUCAGAUUCCAGUGCUAUGCCCAAGAAGACUGUUGUGUCUGAAUUCUAUGAUGAAAUGAUCUUUCAAGAUCCCACAGCCAUGAUGCAGCAGCUGCUGACCACAUCAAGACAGCUCACCCUGGGAGCCUAUAAGCACGAAACAGAGUUUGGUGAGCUGGAGCAGAGGACAAAGGAGAAACUGGAAGCAGCAAAGAAGAGAACAAGUGAAGAAAUCACAGAGCUGAAAGACAAACUAAAAGCCAGCAGAGAAAACAUCAACCACCUUAAGGCAGAAAUCCGGAAACUGGAAGAGGAUGGAGAUCACAAAGAGCACUGAGACACACACAGAGGUGUGACUCUCUCGCGAGACUCAGCUUGUAUUGUGUUCCUCCGUUCUCAUCUCUGAGUUCAAGAUUAUGUUUUGUGGCUUGUUUUGUGAUUUGCUACUUUUUGGUUAAAAUAACUCUUUCAUAUAGACAGGUUUUACUUGUCGCUGAAACCUCUAAAACUUGAUGUUCUGAUUUUAUUUGGUUGUUUUUUGUUUUUAAUAUGUUUUCUGAUUUUAUUUUAUUUUAUUUGGAUGUUGUUUGGUUUUAAUAUGUUUUCUAAUGUCUUUCUUGUUUUUUGAUAGUUGGUAUUCCACCAAAACAUUGCUGGAUCAGUAGAAUUAAGGGAAACAUAAAAAGCACUGUUUUCACAGUCUUUCACCACCACACACCAAUUAAGCCAGAAUUUGAUGGAAAGCCUUUUGUUUUAGGUGCACUGCAUAUAACAUUUUUAUAUGUACAUAAGGUUUAUCCAUAUCUGUAUGGAGAGACUUCAGGUUGCAACAUCAUCAACUACCUAGUUUUCAUAUUGAAUUAAUGUCAUUGUGCUUUUCUUUUUUUCUCGCCGGCUCUUUUUCUUAAUACUCAUGACACUUUUAAUAUAAAGUAAAUGUAUUAAUUAGUGCCCAUCUCUGUGUCUUAUAUUGAAAACAUUCUGCUUUGAUGAGCUUGUUCAUAAAAUGAACCCACAUGUUUGUAGACUCGCAUUGACUGAGGUUAAUAUGGACUUGAAUUGAUUUUAAUUUUUAGUUUCAUUAAGUUAGGCAACUGAUCAUUUAAUAUUCCCUAAAAAGAAAAGGUGAUAUUUGAUGUUCUGCUCAGGUACAUCGGAUCACAUGGAGAAAAUAAGUAAUUUUCUUUUGUGAAUAAAUGGUGAUUAAGUUUUCAGUUUAGUGAUGUUAGAGAUAAAAACCUUUCACUUAAUAUUGGUAUGAUCAUUUACAAAAAUUUUGGUACAAAUAAAUAUCUAGGUUUAUUUUAUUGUUCUGCUAACACGUGCCUUCAGGUAAAUUCUCCAAGAUAUUGUGAUCGAUUUUAAAAGAAUAAAACUUCUCAAUUAA
Messenger RNA from Cololabis saira (Pacific saury), 1903 nucleotides. RefSeq names its product YEATS domain-containing protein 4-like. The record is from RefSeq and is a predicted model, not a curated record. The transcript is spliced from 7 exons. Lineage: Eukaryota; Metazoa; Chordata; Actinopteri; Beloniformes; Belonidae. Bases 173 to 853 code for a protein of 226 amino acids. Gene Ontology annotation, biological process: regulation of DNA-templated transcription.